Molecule: messenger RNA, 9131 nt
Organism: Loxodonta africana (African savanna elephant)
Lineage: Eukaryota; Metazoa; Chordata; Mammalia; Proboscidea; Elephantidae
Product: WD repeat-containing protein 87-like
Exons: 7
Coding region: 176-8950 (2924 amino acids)
Molecular function (GO): protein binding
Source: RefSeq, a predicted model, not a curated record
CACCCCUAUCCUUUUGAAAUAAAGUCGUUUCCUGUGUUUCUAAAGUGGCAUUUCUGCUCCUCCCCUUGUCAAGCUUGUCCUGUUGCUCCUCCCUGUUUCUCAGUUCCUCUAGUUUUCAGCCUAACAUCAGCUGUGGUUAAGCCAUUCUUACCUUCCACAGGUUCUGUACUCCACGAUGUCUGUAAAGAGAUGGAAUACGACUAGGAUAGCAUCAUCAUCCAGACUGAUUCCUGAGAGGAAGGACUUGAAACUCCUCAUAAAUAAUAUCCUGAAGAAUACUAAGGUUGACCCAGAAGCACAAAAGAAUGAUUUGGUUGUACUGAGCGACUGGCCUGAGACUCUAUAUGAAGAGUCCCACCAUCCCCAGAAUAAGCCUCUGGUCUGCUUCUACUCCAUCAAUGACAACUAUUUUGUCUCCUUAAACUGGAUGGAUCCGUGUAAAAAACAAAUGCAGACAGUACUUUGGACCCAGAAAAAAGAUAAAGAACUGGGCAGAAUGAUAAAGAAGACAUUUCCCAUGAUGGAUCAAGUGCCCCCCAUCCAAGCAAUGGUCCACACAGGUUCCUACCACAUGUUAAUUGCUUACUGCGGUGACAUGUGCCUGCGGCUCUUUGGAGAUCACCAUCAAGCAUUCAGAUCCCUGAGUACGGUGCCCUGCCAUUUCUCCAUCAACUGCCUCUGCUAUGACUCAGAAACUGAGAUGUUGUUGUCUGGCACCUUGGGGGCCGUGGUUACCUGGUUCAUUUUGCCAAAUGGCAAGGGCCUCCAGGUGGCUCAGACAGUGUCCAUGCCUAGUCAUGAGCUUGUACAGGGUUUUUCCCUGAAUGGCCCCCAGGGCUCCCUCCUGGUUCUGUGUGAGAAUACAGUGAAGGUCUUCACCCACCAGGAUCAGGGUCAGCUGGAAGAGGUAAAGAGGUUUACUCCCAUAGCCAGUGGCUCCUCCAUCACCUGCGCCUUCACCUGUGUCCCUCAGGGCUAUCUUUAUGCCGGAAAUAGGGCUGGGGAGAUCCAUGCUUGGGGUCUAGACCAGGAUAACUUCCUCCACAGCUUCCAGGCCCACUCCUCAUCCGUGAUAUGUAUCCACAGCCGGCCAGACAUCCACACCUUACUAACGGCCGGCAGUGAAGGCGUAGUCAGGGAGUGGAAUCUUACUUCUGGGAACUUGCUGCGGCAGCUGGAUGUUGAUGAGAAUCUGCAGCAACUGCAGUUUAUCGAUAACAUGACUUUUUUCUGCCAGACAACCUACACUUUCUCAUUGUACCACCUUCCCUACUUUUAUACCCUCUUCCACGUGUGUGGUUCUGCUCCUCAGCGAGUGCAGCGGGUCUGCUGCAGCCAUAAUUGGACUCGGAUCCUGUGUGCCACUGAGGAUGGCUUGUUGCGCUUCCUGUCUCCAGUAACAGGAGAUCUCCUGGUUAUCACCUGGCCUCUCCUUCUCAUGGACAAGGCUGUGGAUUGGGCCUAUGACUCAGACAGGGAGGAGCUCUUUGUGGCAACGGGCAGUUCAGAUGUGCUGGUGUUUGAUGCAACUCGAUCUCCUUGCACAGCCAAGUAUCUUGUGUGCACUUCAGUAAACUCUGGCGAUAGUAUAACAUGCCUGGCCUAUGGGAAGUCCAGUUUGGGUAAGGGCCUACAAGGGCUGAUGUUCUGUGGGCACCAGAGUGGGAUUGUGAGAACCCUUUCGCACUACAGCUGUGCCCGAAUAGAGAAGACUAUUCACUCGGGGGCGGUAUUGGCACUGUCUACCCUGGAAGGUCCCCAUCAAAACUCCUUGCUCUGUUCGUAUGGCAUGGAUAGCUUUGUCCACCUGACAGAGGCUAUGCUCCAGGGGAACAAGGUAAUCCUACAGCCUCUCAGCAAAAUUCUCAGUAGUUGCCCCCUCAAACAUGUGAUACUCUUGCCGGGUUCCGUGGGUGCCAUCACUGAGAACCACUGCUGGCACCUCUGGCACUAUCAGGACAUUCUGACGGCUUCAGCAUCAGAACAAAGCUCUACGUUCAGAGAGACAAAAUGCCUGCACAAGUGUGCCAUCACUUCAUUUGAUGUCUGCCUUUCCCUGGAACUUUUUGUCACGGGGGGCAUUGAUGGCUCAGUUCGGAUAUGGAACUUCCAUGGUAGACUAAUAGCUGAGUUGAACUCGGCAUUUCAUUUUGGCCCACUCUGCUUUGCCAAUAAUCGGGGUGACCUGCUUUUGACUUUGAAUCAGAGUCUCUACCUGGUAUCCUGCUUAAAACUGCUUCCUCCAGCUUUGCUGACUCACCUAGCUAUCCUAAACAUUGCAGAUGAAAUACAAGAACUCCCUAAGCCCUUCGUGCCUAGCUUUUUUUUUUCUUUUGAAAUAGUAUUUGUGCCCAAAUUUGUUUACCUUGGACAAGGGCUGCAGGAAUUACAGGGGCUAGAGACCCUUGUCAAUAGGCGGGUCAUUGCCUUUGACAACACUGUGCCCCACGUAGUUGAGGAAGAGAGUAGGCCCCCUGAGAAUCAAGAACUCAAGCUGCAUUUCUUGGAGGAAAAGGAUAUCGAUUUGUCUAAUCUCAACCCUGAGCAUAAUCGUCCCCCACAUGUGGUGCCUGCCCAGUUACUGCUGUCUGGCUGGGACGGACUCAACCCCUACCAUGUAUUACAGCACUUCUUUGGUCAAGGGCGGCAGUGGCUCUUUGCCCCCGAUGGUUACAUCCCCAACUCAGUGAUCCGUGCCCGUCUUUGGCCUGAGGGUACGCCAAUCUUCUUGUGCUGUGAUCUGCGUCCACCCUGCCGAGAUAAGGCCUGGGACAUGACUGAACCCUUUAGACCCAAGGCACAUGUACCUAUGGGUCUGGAAGAAGAGAAAACCUCAGUGAGUGAACAGGUGGACAAAUGCAAGGAUCUGGAAAGAACUUCCUAUAAUGCCUUCCUAAACAUGAAAAACCGAAAUUGGAUGGGAAGAAAAUUUAGUGAAGGUCUUAUGGAUAAUUUAAUUGAGGCUAUCCUCAACCUCACAAUAUACUGUUCUGUCGAGAACUACAAGAAAUAUCUUAGUGCCCUGGCACAAAUUUUUGCCACUUACCAGGUACGUCCAAGGUUGCGUUCUGAGGCUGCCCAUCGCCUCCUGGAUGAUACAACCCAUUAUAAUCCAAGUAUCCGCACGCUAGCCUGGGAGGGGCUGGAUAGGCUAGGCCUCAUGAACCAUCUCUUUGCUAUUCCACUGGCUAUGGGAUUGAUGGACAGUGAUAAAAAUGUGCGGACUAAGGCCUUAUACCUUAUGACAAGAGUUGCAGGCAUCCAAACUAAGACCACGCUGGUACACCUGCUGCAGAAACGAGAAACUUUGCAGGAAAUGCAGCAGGAAAUUAUCGGGGAAGACUCUAUGACCCAGCUGCUUGGGAUUCAGGCUGCAGAUAUCCAGUUCCUGCUUACUAAUGUGGAGGAGCUGCUUAAUGAAAAUCUGACCCUGUCACAUAAAGAGCAACCAUUUUGUUUCUCUUUUGAUAUAUCAAGGGCUGAUGAAUUUGAGGCCCUUGCCAAACCAACACUCAUACCGAAAAAGAAAAGCAGGAGACGUGUUCAAGUAAAGAGCAAAAUACUUAUUAAAAAGGACCUGAGAGCUUCCAGGAAGGACAGAGAGAAAGAAUUGGGAAAGUUAAACUCUGAGCUAGUGUCUGCAGAGGAUGAAGGGGUACAAAGAGAGGCCAAGAAAUCAGGGAAAAUUGACACCAAGCAUGUUACCUUCAGCCCAGUCCAGUCACAGGAUGAUAUUGAAGCAAAGGAGGUCAUGCCGGAGGCCACAGAAGCCAUGGAGGCCACAGGUCAACUUAACAUGAAAGAUAAUGGAGAGGUGAUCCAAUUGGAUGAGAGCGUACUGGAAGAGCCAGCUAUCAUAACAGAAAAAGUGGUUGAAGAGGCUGUCAAGGAAGAAGAGACAGUAGAAUUGAGGGAACAAGAGCAUAAAAAAGUAUUAAAUAAGAGCAAGAAAUUUUCUCAAAAAGUCAAGAAAAAGCAGUUUUCUCUUUUAGAAGGUGACCUAGUCUUAGGGAAAAGUAUAGUUCGAGGGGAAGUAAGGAAACUGGCCAAGCAAGAGGGGAAAAUACCUGAGGAAGAGAGGGAAUUGAAUAAACCAGAGAAAAAAUCAAGGCAGGUAAAGGAGAAACUGACCAAGCAUAAAAAAAACGUCACCCAUCAAGAAGGAGAAAUGCCCUGGGAAGGAGAAAUACCAGCUUUCCCACAAAAGAAACUAACCAAGGAUGAGCAGAAGUUAGCCCUAAAAGAAAAGAGACUGACUGGAGAAAAGGGAAAACUGGGGAAAGGAAAAAAAAUGACCUGGAAAGAAGAGAAGCCAAACCUGGGAAGGAAGAAGCUGGCCUGGGAAAAGAGGAUGCUGGCCCAGAAAGAAGGCAUGUGGACCAAGGAAGAGGGGCUGCUGGUCUGGAAAGACAGAACGUUGGCCCAGGCAGAGAUGGAACUGGGUGAGGAAGAGGAGGAACUGGGUGAGGAAGAGGAGAAACUGGGUGAGGAAGGGGAGGAACUGGCUGAGGAAGAGGAGGAACUGGCUGAGGAAGAGGAGGAACUGGCUGAGGAAGAGGAGGAACUGGCUGAGGAAGAGGAGAAACAGACUGGGAGAGAGGAGGAACAGACUGGGAAAGAGGAGGAACUGGCCUGGAAAGAGGAAGAACUGGCCUGGGAAGAGGGAGAACUGGCCUGGCAGGAAGAGGAAUCGGCCUGGGAAGAGGAGGAACUAAUCCUGAACAUGGAGAAACAACUUAGAGAAGAGAAGAAAAAGUUCCACAAAAAGGAGAAAUACAUACAAGAAAAGGAGAAAGAUGUUGAGGAUGAGGAGAAACGGGCCUGGAAAAGGAGCAAAUUGGCCCACAAAGAGGAACAGUUGUCUAAAGAAGAAAAAGAACUAUCUGAGGAGAAGAGGAAAAUGGUAUUAGAAAAGAAGAGCAUGACAGAACAAGAGAAUAAGUUGGCCCAAGAAAAGGAGAACUGGUUAGGAAAAAAGGAAAAAGAGGCUCAUAAAAGGAAGAAAAAAAUCAAAGAAGAGAAAAAACAAGUUAGGGAAGAAGAUGAACAGAAAAAACAAGACCAGAAAGAGAGGCACGCUCAGAAAGAGAAAGAGGCUAAGGAUAAUAAACAACGAGCUUGGGAAAGACAGAAAAUGGACCUAGAAGAAAAGGAAAAGUUUGGAACAAUGGAGAAGUUAUCAAAACAAAAAGAUAAACAGGCCCAGAAAGAGGAGAGGAAAGCUUGGAUAGAGAAAAGAAGGUCACAGAAACAGAAAAAGACAACUGAGGAAACGAAACAACAGACUUGGGAAAAAGAGAAGAUGGACUUGGAAAAGGAGGAACAAGCUAGAGAAAUGGAGGAAUGGUCACUAGAAGAAGAGAAACAGGUCCGGGAGGAAAAGAGAUGGGGUCAGAAAGAGGAGAAAUUGGCUCGAGAAGUAAAGAAAGAGGCUGAGGAAAAAGAACAACGGUCCAGAAUAAAGGUGAAACUGGGCCCAGAAGAGGAGAAAAAGAUGGAGGAAACUGAGAAAGGGUCCCAAAAAGAAGAGAAACAGGCCAUGGAAAAAGAGAAAUGGGCCAAGAAAAAGGAGAAAUGGAUUGGAAAAGAUGAAAAAGCAAUUGAGAAACAAAAACAGUGGCCCAGGGAAAAAGAGAAACAGACAGAGAAAGAGAGAAUAUGGGGUAAGAAAGAGGAGAAAUGGUCCCAGAAAGAGGAGACAAAGGUUGAGCAGAUAAAACAACGGACUUGGGAAAAAGAGAAAUUGUCCUUAGAAGAGAAGGAACAGGCUGGUGAAAUGGAGAAACAAUCCCAGGAACAAGAGGAAGAGGCCAAGGAAGAAAAGGAAAGGGCAUUGAAGAAGAGACCAACCCAGAAAGACAGCAAACUGGCCAAGGAAGAGAGGCAUAUUGCUGAGAAAGAAAAGACAACAACCAAGGAAGAUAUUGCCAUAAUCAAGAGAAAGGAAAAAAUACCCCAAGAUGAGAAAGAAAUUAUGACACAAAAGGAUACAUUGUCUCAGGAAGAGAGGGAAUUGGUCUAUGAUAAUAGUAGCAAAGAGAGGGAUGUCACCAAGAAAAAAAAGAAAAUGACCAAAGAGGAGAGAAUACAGGCAUUGAGGAAACUGGAUAUGGAAAAGGGGAUUCAUUUAGAAGAAAAUGAGGCUAGUUCCAGGGAAAAGAAUAUAUGGGUGGAAGAGAGCGCAUUGUUGAAGAUUCUGGCUAGGACAAUUAGAGAAACGAGUAAAGAGCCUUUGGAAGGAAUUGAAAUUGAUGGCCACGGGUGGGAAUUUUUUAAGGAACAAGAGGAAAUAGCCAAAGAAGAUAAAGAACUGUCUCUGGAAGAGAGACAAUUAGAAGAUGAUAGCAGAAUGGCCAGCCAAAGGAGAACACUGACCGAUGAAGAGAGCUUGGAGGAGGACCGAAGGUUAGUAGAAAGGGUCCAGGAAAAGGCACUAUUAGAUAAAACCCAGGUAGAGAGAAUAUUAAAGGAGGUCCAGGAGCAAAAUAUCUUAGAAAAGAGGCAUCUAGAGGAGCUUCUGAAGAGGAUUGAGGAGAAUGAACCAGAAAAGAUCCAGGUGAAGUGGUUAUUAGAGAAUACCAGAGAUACAAUGUUUGAGAAAUUAUAUGAGAGCUUGAUUGAGAAGGGAAUAGAGGAAGGUUUCACUAAGCAGGGGAAAGAGGAGGAGAGCCUGACUGAAGAGGGGAAAGAGGGGGAGAUCCUGUCCGUGAGGAAGAAAAGGAAAUAUUCAAUAGAGAAGUGGGAGCAGAACGUCAGCCAAAGUGAAGAGAAACUGGGGAACUUGGCUAAAAAAGGUAAACAAAAGACCUUGGCUCAAAAGAGGGAAAAGGAAAAGAGGUUAACUAAGGAAAAACAAAGGCUGACUAAGAAAAAAAAGGAGGGCUCAAGUGAGGAACAGCUCCUGUGUGAGGAGGUGCAUCUCAGUGAGGAGGAAGAGAGCCUGAGCGAGGAAGAGGAGGAGAGCCUGAGUGAGGAAGAGGAGGAGAGCCUGAGUGAGGAAGAGGAGAGCCUGAGGGACAAGGGGGAGGAGAGCCUGAGGAAGGAGGAGGAGAAAAGCAUGAGGGAGGAGGACGAGGAGGAGGAGAGCCUGAGGGAGGAGGAGGAGGAGAAGAGCCUGAGGGAGGAGGAGGAGGAGAGCCUGAGGGAGGGGGAGGGGGUGGAGAGCCUGAAAGAACAGAAGUGCCUGAGCAAGGAGGAAGGGGAGAUGGAGAAGUUAGAGAAAAAAGAUGAAGAAAAGGAGGAAAGAGAGAAGGAUGUGAACAGAGUAUUGAAAAGAGAGCUCUCGGAGGAAAAAGUGAGCUUAUUCAAGGUAGUGAUGGAAGGGAAGGAGCUUGCUGAGAAACGGGAGGGUACAGCUAAAAGGGAAAUGCUUAUUAAAAGAGAGAGAUGGCUUGAUAAAAAGAGAGACCUCAGACCUAUGGACAAGGCUAUGUGGCCAACAGUUCUGAAGGGCCCCUUCAAAAUACCACUCCAGGUAGCCCGGGGGAAAAAAGAGGGAAUGGAUCUGGAAGUCUUAGAGGAUCAUUUGGGUUUUGAAGGACAGGACAGUCAACUUCUUCGAGUACACCCCAUGACAAGUUCAUGGGCAAGACAAGAGGAUAUACUCUUGGAGAAAGCCAGGGGCAUGUUUUUGCAAGUCAUGGGAACAAACUUAGAGACUCAUACCCCAGAAAGACUCCAUAGACCAGAGUCCCAGUUAUCUCAUGUUAUUGUGGAACCACAGACACCUGAACACAGGCCCAUAGGUGACAGGUGGAAGUGGGUCCUGAAGUAUCAGGAUUCCCAGAGGAGGAAAUCUGAGGGCCAGGCCCCAGCCCCAGCCUCAGCCCUAGCCUCUUCACCUGAAAUGCCAACUAAAAAAUACCCUAAGCCAGGUUACUCAGAAGCAAGCCUCUCAGAUGAGGGUUGGAUUAACAGCACCUUAAUAAGGUUGGAAGCAGGAGAGCAACUUUCCAGGGACAGUUUCCGUCGACUGAACCAGAUCCUUGGAGACUUCAGUUCAAAGCGACACUCGAAGUGGAUGCAUGAGGCCAAUCUUAAGGCCGUUGUUAAGCACCUCAGGCAGAACCUAGAGUUAAGUCACACUAAAGUAUCUCAACCAUAUAAGGACGUUUUGAGUCCAGUGCACUUAAAAGUGAUCCCUCCAAUUAGAAAAAGAGAAAAGGAGAGCUGGCUUGAACCAUUUCCUAUCCCAGAACGAGUGUUACCACCAGCCACUAAGAGGAUUCAAGCCCCACAGGCUGCAAAUUGGCACCUUUUAGGAGAACCUUACAGGAGUGAGCGGGCACAGCGGUUAGCCAAUGCUCUCAAAGAGAUGGAGAUGCGACCUUUUUAUCCUGCCACGAGAGACAUUUUCACAGAUGCCCAUAAUUCUGUGAACAAACAAACACUAGCACUCAUGUUUCAGAAGGACUUCUGGGCUCUUAAGUGUAAGAGUAGGCCCCCUAAAUUGCCCAAGUUGGAGAAGAAGGCACAGCCCAUCUCCAAAAAAAGGGAAGAGAUACCUCAAUGGGAGACAUUUGUGGCCCUAUACUAUGUCUUGCAGAGGUUGCAGGAGCAAUAUGGAAAAGACAGCACUACUUGGAUGGAACAGUUCUACCAGCUCAUGGACCUGUACCAACUUAAGUCCCCUCGGAUCCAGGGGCUUCUAUUAGAGUUGCUACAGAGAAAGAAACCUCACCCCCAAGAGACCAUCUACAAAGAGGCCCUGAAGACCAAGGAGCUGGUACUUGGCGAGCGGUUGUUUUGCUGUCUGUUUUGUGGUGGUUCUCAUGCCCCUGGAGGUCCCCUAAAAUUCCAGGAUGUGGUACCCCUUCCUGAGAAGAACAGGGUGCAUACUCUCCAACCUGUGGGCAUUGCCCAGUAUGGGUUCCUAGAACUUGCCUGGAAAAGCCUACCACAAGUUAACCCUUACCUUAUUAAGACGUUGUCUAACAUCCCAACUCUCUGAUUUGGCUUAACUAAUAUUAGAAUUUUGAAGUCCUGGUGGAAAAUGAACCUGGAUCACAGAUUUUAAGCCUUCUUACCUGGUGCCAACUUAGAGGUGGGACUAGGUGAUGGCAUGUCUUCAUUCAUCUCCAGAAACCUCCUACUUAACCUGUGUAUUGAAUAAAAUGAUGUUUCUCAUUUGU